This is a messenger RNA of Neltuma alba, 1854 nucleotides long. Its product is annotated as aminoacylase-1-like. The transcript has 4 exons. The record is from RefSeq and is a predicted model, not a curated record. Gene Ontology annotation, molecular function: aminoacylase activity. NCBI's taxonomy places the organism in Eukaryota, Viridiplantae, Streptophyta, Magnoliopsida, Fabales, Fabaceae. Gene Ontology annotation, biological process: amino acid metabolic process. Bases 27 to 1334 code for a protein of 435 amino acids. Gene Ontology annotation, cellular component: cytoplasm.
UGGCCACUCAUCGACCUCCCUCUUCCAUGGCGCUCCCUCACUGCCGCCAUUUCUUACUUAUUCAUCUCAUUAUCCUCUCUGCAACUUCACUGGCCUCUCCCCAAGAACAAGAGACGCCGGUCACUCGCUUCCAGCAAUACCUGAGGAUUAACACGGCUCACCCACAACCAGACUAUGCUUCCGCUGUCUCCUUUCUCAUUUCUCAAGCACAAUCCAUAGGCCUCCAGUAUCGAACUCUCGAAUUUUCACCUGGGAAGCCCCUCCUCCUCCUAACAUGGCUUGGCUCAAAUCCAUCUCUUCCCUCCCUUCUUUUCAAUUCCCAUCUCGAUUCAGUUCCGGCAGAGCCCUCCAAGUGGCUCCACCCCCCCUUCUCUGCUGUGAGGACCCCUGACGGCAAAAUUUUUGCUCGAGGAGCCCAGGACGACAAGUGCAUCGGCAUGCAAUAUAUUGAGGCAAUUAGAAAUCUAAAAAACAAGAAUUUCGCCCCUGCUCGCACAAUCCAUGUGUCUUAUGUACCGGACGAGGAAAUAGGUGGUCUUCAUGGGGCUGCUAAGUUUGUGCAUUCGGUGGACUUCGAGAAUUUGAAUGUUGGAUUUGUAUUGGAUGAAGGGCAGGCCUCGCCUGAUGACGAGUUUAGAGUUUUCUAUGCGGAUAGGUCACCAUGGGGAUUGAAAAUAAAGGCAAAUGGUCCACCGGGACACGGUUCGAGGAUGUAUGAUAACAGUGCGAUGGAGAAUUUGAUGAAGAGCCUUGAAGUUAUCAGUAGGUUUAGGGAGAGUCAAUUUGAUGUGGUUAAGGCGGGUAAAGCGGCUAAUUCCGAAGUUAUUUCGGUGAAUCCCGUUUAUGUUAAAGCUGGCGUUACUUCAGAUACAGGAUUUGCGAUGAAUGUGCAACCUUCAGAAGCAGAAGCAGGAUUCGAUCUGAGGUUGCCCCCCACUGCGAACCCAGAAGAAAUGAAAAGGAGAAUUGCUAAAGAAUGGGUUCCAGCUAUUAGAAAUAUGUCAUAUGAGAUCAUAGAGAAAGGACCCAUUAGAGACUACAUGGGGCGCCCUUUAAUGACCUUAACUAAUGCCUCCAAUUCAUGGUGGUUAGUUUUUGAGCAGGCUAUCACAUUUGCUGGGGGAAAACUAGCGAAGCCUGAAAUUCUGUCUUCAACAACUGAUGCUCGGUACAUUAGACAGACAGGAAUUCCUGUACUUGGUUUCUCACCGAUGUCAAAUAUUCCCAUCUUGCUUCAUGACCACAAUGAGCAUCUACGAGAUACUGUGUAUUUGAAGGGAAUAAAAGUAUACGAGAGUGUGAUAAGUUCCUUGAGUUCAUUUAUGGAAGCAUGAUAAUCGAUGUCCACCGUUGUUUCUUGGUAACGGACGAGGCUAUCUUGUUAAACCUCGCAACGACUGAAGGUGAAGAAUACUUGAGCCUCGUGUGACUUAUAAGGUGAAGAAUUCUGGGAGGUGGAUGCUCCCACCCCACGAGGCAUUGGGGAAUCAGAUGUUCCGGCACUGGUAAUGCGUCAUAACUUUUGAAAUUUGUCUGUGUGAUCUGUAAAUAGUUUCCAUAAGGCAUUGGAAAGCCAGUAACACGCAAGAUGUCUGUGUGACCCUUAAGUAGCACUUUGAGUUGAUAUCUAAUUUAAUCAGUUGCCACAACUCUGCGCUGGUGGGGUGGAUUGACAUGGUUUAUAAUUUUUCUGCAGUAUUCAUGAACUUGGCUUCUGUGCUUUCAUUUGCAUGCGUGUGCUUGUCUUCUAAGCAUUUUGGGUCAGCAUUUGCUCUUCUCUCAGAGCUCGGUGAUUGUUUUCUGUGGGCCAAAACUGAUUAGUGUGGAGUAUGGAGUAAUAUGAUACCCUUGUUC